This is a messenger RNA of Ostrinia nubilalis (European corn borer), 2469 nucleotides long. RefSeq names its product hamartin (gene Tsc1). The record is from RefSeq and is a predicted model, not a curated record. Gene Ontology annotation, cellular component: TSC1-TSC2 complex. The transcript has 3 exons. The annotation marks the transcript as partial. NCBI's taxonomy places the organism in Eukaryota, Metazoa, Arthropoda, Insecta, Lepidoptera, Crambidae. Gene Ontology annotation, biological process: regulation of cell cycle; negative regulation of TOR signaling; negative regulation of cell population proliferation.
CGCGCCGCGCGCCACGCCGCGCUCGCCGCGCUGGCGCCGCUCGUGGCGCGCCGGCCCGCCUGGCUGCACCGCCUGCCCGCGCACCCGCUCGCCCGCGACCUGCUGCGGGCCGCGCGCGCCGAGCGCGAGCCGCUGCCGCUGCUGCACGCGCUGCUGGCGCUGGCCGCGCUGCUGCCCGCCGCGCCCGCGCUGGCCGCGCCGCACUGCGCCGAGCUGGCCGACGCGCUGCUGCGGCCCGCCGCGCUCGACCCGCCGCCGCCGCCGCCCACGCGCGCGCACCUGCAGCUGGCGCAGCUGGCGCUGUUCCACGCGCUGUACGCCACGCACCCCUGCACGCUGCUGGACGCGCUGCGCGCCGACCUGGCCGCGGCCGGCGCGCGCGACGCCUGGGAGCGCCACGUGGCGCCGCUGCUGGCCUCCGUGCGCCUGCACCCGGCGCUGGUGACGGGCUCGCGCCAGCGCGAGGCGGACGCGGCCCGCUGGGCGCGCGUGGAGCCGCACGACGUGCUGGCCGAGUGCCGGCGCCUGGCGCUGCACGCGGGCACGCCGCCCGUGCUGCCGCGCGCCGCCGCCUCGCCCGCGCCGCCCGCCGCCUCGCCCGCGCCCGGCUCCGGCGCGCACGCCGCCCGCGCCGCCUCCGCGCUGCGGCCCGGCGCCGAGCCCUGGUUCCCGCUGGGCGAGCGCUGCGGCGCGGACUCGGCGCCGCACACGCCGCUGCCGGCCGACGCCGACGCCGCCGAGCCGCCGGAGGCCGCCGUGGAGGCGACGCCGGAGAACACGCCGGCGCGCGAGACGCGCGCGCAGUUCCGCUUCCCGACGGACUCGGGCGCGGCGCGCGCCAUCGGGCGGCGCAAGGAGACGUCGCCGGGCGGGGAGGCGUACGCGGCGCGGCUGGCGCGCGUGGCGCUGGAGCGGCGCGCGGCCGACUCGCCGGUGCCCUUCGGGGGCGCGCCGCCCGCCGGCGCCAGCCUGGCGCGGCCCGAGCCCCGGCCGGCCGGCGCGGCGCCCCCGGAGCCGCUGGGCGCGGAGGACCGCGAGGUGCUGGAGCUGACGGGCGGGCGCGCGGCGCCGCAGGGCGAGUGGGCGGAGUGCACCACGCCGGCGCCGCCCACGCGGGACCCGCGCGCGCGCUCGCCGACGCGGGCCCGGGCCCGGGGCGCGGGCGGGGCCCCGGCGCGGCGCGCGGCGUCGUGCGGCCCGCGGCUGGGCGGCGCGCGCACGUGCUCGACGGCCGCGCAGACCGUGGACGUGUGGCCGGCGCCCUACGAAUUCAUCGUUUCGGAUUUCUAUCGGUGCCCGCCGGAGGAUCCGCAUAAACAGAUAAUCAGCGGGUCGGCGAGCGCGCGGCUGGACGCGUACCUGGCGGAGCUGUACGCGGGGCGGCGCGGGGCGGCGGGCGGGGCGGGCGGGGGCGCGGCCGAGCUGGGCGAGCAGCUGGCGCUGGCGCACGCGCAGCUGCUGUACGAGCGCUGGCGGCGCGAGGCGCACGCGGAGCGCAACCGCCGCCUGCUGGGCCGCUGCCGCCAGGCGCGCGCGCUCGAGCUGCAGAACCAGGCGCUCCGAGAACGAGCACGGGCCGUUCAACGAGAACGCGACGAACUACGAGCGCGACUCGCGAGGGACCCUCCCGCCGCCCCGCUCGCGGCCGCCGCCGCCGCCGCCGCCGAGCGCGAGGCGCGCCUCGAGGCCGCGCUGGCCGAGGAGCGCACGGCGCGCCUGCGGGCCGAGGCGGCGCUGCACGAGGCCGAGGCGCAGCGCGCGCGCGACGCCGCCGAGCUGCGCCGCUCGCGCGGGGAGUCGCACGAGGCCGCGCGCCACGUGGAGGCGCUCGCGCGCGCCGCGCUGGCCGCCGAGCGCCGCGCCGAGUGCGUGCGCCGCCUGCGCCGCGAGCUGCUGGUGCUGAGCGAGCGCGAGGCGCGGCUGGCGGGCGCGGCGCGCGCGGGCGUGCAGCGCGCCGGCUGCGGCGACGGCGGCGCGGAGGCGCGGUCGCUGCGGGCGGCGGCGGCGCGCGCGGAGGCGGAGGCGGGCGCGGCGGCGGCGCGCGCGGAGGCGGCGGCGGCGCGCGCGCACGAGCUGGAGGCGGCGCUGGCGGCGCGCGACGCGGCGGCGGCGGAGCUGAGGCGCGCGGCGCGGCACGCGGCGGAGGAGGGCGAGGCGCGGCUGCGGGCGGCGCGCGACAAGUACGCGGCGCUGCUGCGCGUGGUGCGCGCGGGCGAGGCGCGGCGGCUGGAGCGGCUGGCGGCGGCGGGCGGGGCGCGCGCGGGGCCCGGGGGGGCGGCGGCGCCGGCGGGGGGGGGCGGGAGGCAGCGGGGGCGCGGCGUCGUCCCCGCCGCAGCUGGCGGAGUGCAGCCGCGUGCGGCGCCUGCUGGAGCCCGAGGGGGAGGAGGCGGGGCGCGACUGAGCGCGGGCGGGCGCGGGGGGCGCGGGGCGCGAGCGCCUCUCGGGUGCGAUCGGGAGUUUCGACUCUGA